UCACUGAAGAAUGGACUUUGGGAUGCCAUGUCAGACCCUCCUACCACCACCUUCCCACUGCCCUUUACUCCCCUACCCCCUGGAACCCCAGGGGGUGGGGUCAUUCUGGACCUUGCUACUUCCUGCUCCUGGCAACCACUGCUCAGAGACUAUGGAGCUGUGGAGACAGCUGAGGCAGGCUGGACUAGUGUCCCCAGAGCUGGGUCCACCCCCCAGGGCCCUGAGGGGUGUACCGCCAUCAUGGAGAGCUGGCCAGACCCUCAUGUCCCAAGGGACAGACACUGAAGGUACCAGGGAGUGUCUGCUGUGGAUCUGGGAGGAGCUGGAGAACCUUCGAAGAGUGGAUGUCCAGCUGCUCGGCCAGCUGUGUAACUUGGGGCUGGAGAUGGCGGUGCUGCGGGAGGAGCUGGUUGCUUUCCUGGAAGAGGAGGAGGAGGAGGAGGAGGAGGUCUUCUAGGAAGAGGAGGAGGAUGAAGAGCCAGAGGGAAAGCAAGAGGAAGUCCAUCUGGGGCUCUCCUCAGGCCACCGGCUCCCCGACUUUGAGAUGACUAUCUGAGGCCCUGCCAGGGUGUUUCUCAUUGGCAUAUGGGACUUUAUGGAAACGUAUGCAAAGAGGAGUGAUUUGAAGGUCAGAUCAACCUGCAAAGGCUCUGAAGAUGCCUGCAGUGAGAUUCGGGGAUUGGCCUGGAGCGGUGGGCGUGUUUGAAGAUGGUGUGGGAAGUUUUCAGAAAAACUGUAGGUGUGUUUGCAGAUGAGCUGCAGGAGUGUUGGGGGGGGGGGGAUG
Molecule: messenger RNA, 784 nt
Organism: Myotis davidii
Lineage: Eukaryota; Metazoa; Chordata; Mammalia; Chiroptera; Vespertilionidae
Gene: ERICH4
Product: glutamate rich 4
Exons: 2
Coding region: 11-457 (148 amino acids)
Source: RefSeq, a predicted model, not a curated record